This is a messenger RNA of Pleuronectes platessa (European plaice), 2842 nucleotides long. It is a transcript of the gene gtf2ird1, whose product is annotated as GTF2I repeat domain containing 1. Lineage: Eukaryota; Metazoa; Chordata; Actinopteri; Pleuronectiformes; Pleuronectidae. The record is from RefSeq and is a predicted model, not a curated record. Gene Ontology annotation, molecular function: DNA-binding transcription factor activity. Gene Ontology annotation, cellular component: nucleus.
GCGAGCGCAUCGCAGCCAAUCGAGUCUGUCGUUGAGUUGGGCUGGGAUUAGCAGGAGGCGAAUGAGUUUCAAUUUUACUGGAUUACAGAACAAAGAGAGGGGGACAGGGACCGAGCGCCGUUAAAGGGGCAAAAGACACACAAACUGGGGGUAAAAACACAGCUCGCACGCGCACACGCGGUCCCAGCCCGCCGUCCAGAUGUGGAGGAUUACGAGGUUUUAGCGGACACGUCGUGGGAAUCGCGGGUGAUGGAUUAAAACAGGGGGAAUAAACCUAUUCCGGGAUUGGCGACGGCAACAAGGCUAUUUAAUCGCUAAUUGAGAGGCAUGGCUCAGAUGAGGAAGCUGGCAUGCGACAGCAUCAGGGCGAGCGCCCGGGGCGAGCCGCCGGUGUCGGCCCGACAGGAGAUCCUCACCAGCCUGGUGUCUGCCCUGGACUCAGUGUGCAUGGCGAUGUCUAAGCUCAACGCCGAGGUGGCGUGUGUCACCGUGCACGAGGACAGCGUGAUCGCAGUGGGCACGGAAAAGGGCCGAGUGUUCCUCAACUCCAGGAGGGAAAUCCAAACAGACUUCUACAAGUUCUGCCGGGCGCCAUGUCUGCAGAGUUUGACCACAGCGAAUGUCCAAACCAAAGACCAGGACGCCGAGCUCAGCAAACUGAGUAAAGACGGUGAACACGGGAAACCGAGAGCUCCAUCAGACGCCCAGUCCAACAUCUUUGUUCUGAGGAAGAUGGUGGAGGAAGUCUUCACCGUGCUUUACAGUGAAGCUGUGGGAAAGAGCAGCCUGGUCCCAGUGCCUUAUGAGUGGAUCCAGAAGGACCCCGGCUCUGUGGUGGCCCACGGUCUGCCUGAAGGAGUCACGCUGAAGAAGCCGUCGGAGUACGACAUCAAGACUCUGAUGAAGAUUCUGGAGCAGAGCCACCGGAUCCAGUUCACGGUAAAACGGCCGGCAGAAGAUUUGUCUCGAGAAGCCAAGUCCAGCACCGAUGUCAAUCACAACACUUCCACCGCCGCCACCGUGACGCCAAGCAGCCACGGUGUGGGGAAGACCCCCGCCCCAGUAGCCCCGUCAUCAAGUCCCGCCACUUCCAGCAACUCUGUCCUGUCGGACUUCCUGUACGGCAUGCCCAUGUCCUCCAAACCCCACCCAGACAGCAAGCUGGACUUCAAACCCCUGUCCCUCCUCAACCUGGGCAAGGACCGACUGGCCAACUGGACAGCGGGGACGGACAAGACAUGUUCCAAGGACGGCUCUAACAACGAUGAGACAACUCGACUACCUGGUGAUCAAGGCCAGAGUCCUCCCGGUGUCCACAUCUCCAAGAGGCUGCUCUUCUCUAUCGUGCAUGAGAAAUCAGAAAAAUGGGACUCGUUCAUUCGGGAAACUGAAGACAUCAACACGCUGAGAGAAUGUGUUCAGAUUCUGUUCAACAGUCGAUACGCUGAGGCCCUGGGUCUUGAUCACAUGGUGCCUGUCCCCUACCGCAAAAUAGCCUGCGACCCCGGUGCCGUGGAAAUCAUCGGCAUCCCCGACCAGAUCCCCUUCAAGAGACCCUGCACCUACGGAGUCCCCAAGCUCAAACGCAUCCUGGACGAGCGCCACGGAAUCCGCUUCAUUGUCAAACGAAUGUUUGAUGAAAGGAUUUUCACUGCUGCUGGAAAGAUGGCGAGGGAGGAGGGGAAGCACGACCUGGGCUCCGCACCUGAGGACGGCUUCCCCGACAAUCUGAGCAUCCCCCCCUCCGGAGCAGAGCUGCUCAGCAACCCCCUCAGCAGCAGAUCGACGAGUGCGUGUGUGAGUCCCCUGGUGGACGGUGAAGCAGGCCCUUCGGGAGAUUGCAUUCCUCUGAAAAGGAUUAAAACGGAGCCUCCAGAUGGGGAAAUCAUUCAAGUUACAGUGCCAGAUGCUGGUACGAGUGGGGAGGAGCCCAGCGAGCCCGUGGCCGAGCCUGUGUCGGCGGCAGCUCGUCCAGCCACAGCCUCGCCCUCCACUCAGCCGGCCCCCCCUGCUCCCGUGGCUCCCCAUCACCCGCCAGAGAAUCACACAGCUGAGGCUCUUUCACCGGGCGCGGCCUCCCAGAGCGUCAGAAGAUCCUCUGAAGCUGGGAGUCUGGUGGAGGACAUCGGUGAAAUGAUUCUCCAGCUCCGGAGACAAGUGGAGAGCCUCUUCGGCCUGAAGUACGCUGAAGCUCUGGGGCUUCCUGAACCAGUCAAGGUUCCCUACUCCCGGUUCCAGAUGUAUCCGGAGGACCUGUACGUCACCGGGCUGCCGGAGGGGAUCUCCAUCCGGAGGCCCAACUGCUUCGGAGCCGCCAAGCUGCGCAAGAUCCUGUCGGCGAGCAGCCAGAUCCAGUUUGUCAUCAAGAGGCCGGAGCUGUUAACGGAGCAAGUGAAACAAGAAAUGCCUUCAAUCCCCGUGUGUGACUCAGAUCUGGACACGAAGGACGCAGCUUCAGACGACUCCGCUGCUGCGUCCAAGAGACCGGGCUUCUCAGAGUGCCUGGAGUCCAAGCUCUCCAGGAUCGACCUGGCCAACACGCUGCGAGAGCAGGUCCAGGAUCUGUUCAACCGGAAGUACGGGGAGGCGCUGGGCAUCAAGUACCCGGUGCAAGUGCCUUACAAGAGGAUCAAGAACAACCCGGACUCGGUCAUCAUCGAGGGGCUCCCCCCCGGCAUCCCCUUCAGGAAGCCCUGCACCUUCGGGUCCCAGAACCUGGAGAGGAUCCUGGCGGUGGCCGACAAGAUCAACUUCACCAUCACCAGACCUUUUCAAGGACUCAUUCCAAAACCAGCACCUCGACGAGUCACGUUACUGAAGAAGGCCUACGCGUCGAUCAGCG